AGGAUGCGGGGGGCGUCGCGGCUGCUCCCGCCGGUCUGGUAGCGGCUGCCGCGGCUGUGCGGCCCCCGGCCCGGCGCCUGCCUGCCUGCCUCCCAUGGCCGAGUAGCCCCCCGCCCAGGGAGGAGGUCGCCCCGGGCCGCCCCGCCAGCCAGCCCCCCCCCCGCCAUGGCCUUCACCUUCGCCGCCUUCUGCUACAUGCUCACGCUGGUCCUCUGCGCCUCGCUCAUCUUCUUCGUCAUCUGGCAUAUAAUCGCCUUUGACGAAUUGCACAUAGAUUUUAAGAAUCCCAUCGACCAGGGCAAUCCAGCCAGGGCAAGAGAGAGGUUGAAAAAUGUGGAACGGAUCUGUUGUCUUUUGAGAAAACUUGUGGUUCCGGAAUAUUCGAUCCACGGACUUUUCUGUCUGAUGUUCCUCUGUGCAGCUGAAUGGGUGACUCUGGGCCUCAAUAUCCCUCUCUUGUUCUACCAUUUGUGGAGGUACUUUCACCGCCCGGCAGAUGGUUCUGAAGUCAUGUACGAUGCCGUCUCUAUCAUGAAUGCUGACAUCUUAAAUUAUUGCCAGAAAGAAUCAUGGUGCAAACUGGCUUUUUAUCUGUUGUCUUUCUUCUAUUACCUGUACAGUAUGGUUUAUACGCUGGUGAGUUUCUAACCUAGCCAACCAAAGGGGCAGGACCCUCCAAUCGACACCCCCCCUUUGGACCCUCCGGGAUGAAUGGAGACCCCCCCUUUCCUUCUGGACUUUGAAACGCAAAGCCAAGACGGACUCACCCGUGCCUGAAGCCGAUCAAGCCACCACCGCCUUUUUUUUUUCCAGAGGGGUGGAGCGUAUUUCUGUUCCCCCCCCCGCCGCCCCCCCGUGAUCCAGAAAA
This is a messenger RNA of Crotalus tigris (Tiger rattlesnake), 868 nucleotides long. RefSeq names its product cornichon family AMPA receptor auxiliary protein 2 (gene CNIH2). NCBI's taxonomy places the organism in Eukaryota, Metazoa, Chordata, Lepidosauria, Squamata, Viperidae. The record is from RefSeq and is a predicted model, not a curated record. Gene Ontology annotation, cellular component: dendrite; synapse. The coding region runs from base 166 to 648 and encodes 160 amino acids. Gene Ontology annotation, biological process: regulation of AMPA receptor activity; vesicle-mediated transport. The transcript is spliced from 6 exons.